AUGGAUGUACAGACCCCUCCAGCGCUGGCAGGUGAAGAAGAUUUCCAUGAUUUAGGAUACACAGAAGAAACCCUAUUUGAUGAGACAGAUCAGGAACCAAUGGACAAAUACAUGAGCAUUGAAACAAUUGCCAAAACAGAGGAAGAAGAGAUCAUGGAAGAAGGUGCAAUGAUUCCAUUCAAAGGUCUACCGAACCCUGAAACUUGGGAAGACAACAGCAUGUUUGGACUUACAACAACAGGUGUUGGGGAUAAGAAGAAUCUGGACCCAACAGUUCACAAAGCACUAGCUGGACUGGACAGAGGACUCUGGGAAGAAGCCAUGCAAAAAGAAUUGGAUGGCCUGGAAGCAAUGGGUACAUGGGAGGUUGCUGACCCCCACCUGGGCCAGAUGGAUGCGCAGGAAGAAAUGGAUUCAUAUGAAGAGACCAUGCACAAUGAUCGUGAAUUGGGGAAAAGGGGGUUCCAACAGAGUUCAGUGAGAUCAGUAGGACCAAUGGCUCUAUGGCAGAACUCAUCAAGAUUGACCUCACCAGCACUGGUCCAAAGAUACUCCUAUUGCCAAUGCCACAAGAGGAUAACAAAGAACAAGGAAGAUGUCACAGGGCCAGCGGGCCAGCAUAUGAAGGGUGCACCAAAUUGA
This is a messenger RNA of Ustilago hordei, 642 nucleotides long. RefSeq lists its product as uncharacterized. NCBI's taxonomy places the organism in Eukaryota, Fungi, Basidiomycota, Ustilaginomycetes, Ustilaginales, Ustilaginaceae. The transcript is spliced from 3 exons. The record is from RefSeq and is a predicted model, not a curated record. Bases 1 to 642 code for a protein of 213 amino acids.